Suhomyces tanzawaensis NRRL Y-17324 is the source of this 1207-nucleotide messenger RNA. RefSeq names its product pirin family protein. The record is from RefSeq and is a predicted model, not a curated record. Lineage: Eukaryota; Fungi; Ascomycota; Pichiomycetes; Serinales; Debaryomycetaceae. The transcript has a single exon. The coding region runs from base 121 to 1110 and encodes 329 amino acids.
CGGUUUAAUAAUGCCUGACAUCCACGAUUGAACAACCAGCUAAGCCCGCCUAUAUAAGGGGGUCUCUCUUCAGUUGUUCUGCUUCCAACUAAAAUUUUUUCAAAAGUAAAAAUCCUAUCAAUGUCCGCUUUAAGAACUAUCAAGAAAAUCAUCUACGCCCAGGAACAAUCCGAAGGCGUAGGCGCUCGUGUCCGUCGUUCCAUCGGAGGCAUGAGCGCCAGAAACUUCACCCCGUUUCUUAUGCUCGACCACUUCUCCAGUGGAAGCACCAACGGGUUUCCAGAACACCCACACUCGGGACAAGAAACCAUCACCUACAUCUUGAACGGAGCCUUGGCCCAUGAGGAUUUCACAGGGUCUAAGGGGAUCCUCUACUCUGGCGAUCUCCAGUUCAUGACGGCCGGAAAGGGUGUGGUGCACUCGGAAAUGCCCAUUCCCAGCGAAGAUGGCUCACCAAAUGUUGGCUUGCAAUUGUGGGUGGACUUGCCAGAACACUUGAAGAACGUAGAGCCCAGAUAUAGAGACUUGAGGGCGUGGGAGAUUCCAGAAGUGGUACAGCAGGAGGGUAAGCUCCGAGUUAGGGUCAUCUCGGGAAAGAGUUACGGAGUGGAGUCCGUCAAGGAGUUGGCCUACACUCCCAUCAACUAUUACUACUUCCAGAUGAAGCCUGGGUCCCACUUCAAGCAGGAGCUCCAGAAAGACUUCAACUACUUCUUGUACGUGUUGAAGGGAAACAGUUUGGUUCUCAACAACGACACCCUAGCAAAGCAACACCACAACCACUUCUUUGAUGUGGACGGUGAUGCCGUGGAAGGACUCAACCCUGAGUCGGGAGAAGACGUCGAGUUCGUGAUUAUUGGUGGCCAGAAGUUGGACCAGAACAUUGUCCAACACGGUCCAUUUGUGGCCACCUCCCAAGCCGGAAUCCAAAAGGCAUUUGUCGACUACCAGUUUGCUCAAAACGGGUUCGAAAACCUCAGAUCAUGGAAGUCCUUGAUCAGCAAUGGUGUGUCCAAGGAAAUGAUCCAGGGCCCAUUGAACGGCAACUUGGAAAAGAGAGAGCAGGCUAAAAACGCAUACUUGGCCAAGCACCAGAGUCACGAAGUUUGAAGACGUUGGGAUUUCAGUAAUCUAAGUAACAGAUACUUAGUUCACUGAAUAACUACUUAUCUAAUUUUGUUUAAUUCUCUUAUGUACUAUACCAAAA